AUGGUGGCUUCCCCAGCGCCGAAUGUUCAUCUGACGAUGAUGAAGGAGUUGUUAGCAUCAGGCGACUACUCUGACUUCACAAUCACUUGCGGAAGUGACACAUACCGCGUCCACAAGAACAUCGUCUGCAAGCGUUCUGGCUUCUUCGAGCGCGCUGAAAGGUUUCCGCGGCCUGUUGGCGAAGAAGCAAGUGAAGGCAAAGUCGAUCUACCUCAAGACGAGCCAGAAAUCGUACGACUGCUCGUUCAGUACCUCUAUGAAAAUGAUUACAAAGUGGAUUCCGACGAGAAACGCGAGCAGAAACAGGCUGCUGUAGACCUGCGGUCGCAGCGCAGCCCCGGUGGCUGUGGUUACCUCUUAAAUUUUCCUCACAAAUGUGGUCAGGGCUGUAGUUAUCCUACCGUUUGGGUCUGCCCGCAUCAUCGCUGCAUCAAUAAGUGCUGUUCAGCCUGCAACUUCACAUGCAGUACCUGCUCCCCGAUUAUCGAAGCAGGCGAGACUGACCCAAAGUUGUUGCUCCUUCACUCCAAGAUGUACGCAAUUGGCGACAAAUACGAUGUGGUAGGCCUCAAGGAGCUAGCACGCACAAAUUUCCGUACAAUCAGCAACAAAGUGUGGAAUCACAAAGCCUUCGCAGAAGUAGCAGACCACGUUCUCAGCAGUACACCAGAUAGUGACGUUGGUCUACGAGAUGUACUCUGCGAGAUGAUUGGAUUGUAUGUCGAACUGCUCAACAAGCCAGCCUUUGCAGAUCUACUGAACAAGCAUACCAAGUUCAUGUUCAAGGUUCUCAGACGUGUAUGCGAAGUUAAGGGAGGCCUGAAACCCACCGGUUGA
Alternaria arborescens is the source of this 837-nucleotide messenger RNA. RefSeq lists its product as hypothetical. The record is from RefSeq and is a predicted model, not a curated record. Gene Ontology annotation, molecular function: protein binding. Bases 1 to 837 code for a protein of 278 amino acids. The transcript has 3 exons. Lineage: Eukaryota; Fungi; Ascomycota; Dothideomycetes; Pleosporales; Pleosporaceae.